CCGCGUCCUCCGGCUGCCCGGCCACCUUCCCUGGGCUUCCCCUCCCGUCGGCGCCGGCCCCCGGGGGCGGCGGGGAAAUGGUGGCCCGGCCUCCUUCCGGUGUGUCAGCGGAGGCCGGAAGUGGCUGUUCCCGGGCCGCGGGGUGGUCAGCGAGUCGGUGGGCGCGGCCGGCGGAGCGUCGCAGCGGGAGCCUCGAUCGCCGCGGCUGAGCAGGGAUUUAACCGCCACCAUGUCGAGCAAAAGGGCAAAGACCAAGACCACCAAGAAGCGCCCUCAGCGCGCAACAUCCAAUGUGUUCGCCAUGUUUGACCAGUCCCAGAUCCAAGAGUUCAAAGAGGCGUUCAACAUGAUCGACCAGAACAGGGAUGGCUUCAUCGACAAGGAGGACCUGCACGACAUGCUUGCUUCAAUGGGAAAAAAUCCAACUGAUGAAUACCUGGAUGCCAUGAUGAGUGAGGCCCCGGGCCCCAUCAACUUCACCAUGUUCCUCACCAUGUUUGGUGAGAAGCUGAAUGGCACAGAUCCUGAGGAUGUCAUCAGAAAUGCCUUUGCUUGCUUUGACGAGGAAGCAAUCGGCACCAUCCAGGAGGACUACCUGAGGGAGCUGCUGACCACCAUGGGCGACCGCUUCACAGAUGAGGAAGUGGAUGAGCUGUACAGGGAGGCCCCCAUUGACAAGAAGGGGAACUUCAACUACAUCGAGUUCACGCGCAUCCUCAAGCACGGGGCAAAGGACAAGGACGACUGAGGAGCUUCAAAUUCCAGCCAAAUGUUCCCUUAGCCUCUGGGGGUAUUCCUGAGAUUUUUCUCCUAGAGCCCGUUGCAUGUCCUAGCUUUAUUGCCUUUGGCCUUUCUUGUUUUGUAUUUAUUCUCAGCCAUAUGUACUUUGGGCCAUAUGUACCUUUAUCAUCAGACUGGAAAUGGGACUUUCUGUCAUUUUCCAACCAGCAAGUAAGGUCAUCUAAUUGACAGUCUUGUCCCUCCUGUGUAAUAACUGGAGCCCACACAGAGUCAGUAUAUUUUUUCAGAGAAAGUUAUUUACUCAAUUUUUUCUGAAGGAUAAUUAAACUUUCUGAUAAAACA
Messenger RNA from Meriones unguiculatus (Mongolian gerbil), 1083 nucleotides. RefSeq names its product myosin regulatory light chain RLC-A. The coding region runs from base 230 to 748 and encodes 172 amino acids. Lineage: Eukaryota; Metazoa; Chordata; Mammalia; Rodentia; Muridae. Gene Ontology annotation, molecular function: calcium ion binding. Gene Ontology annotation, biological process: platelet aggregation. The transcript is spliced from 4 exons. Gene Ontology annotation, cellular component: cytoplasm. The record is from RefSeq and is a predicted model, not a curated record.